Molecule: messenger RNA, 2902 nt
Organism: Danio rerio (zebrafish)
Lineage: Eukaryota; Metazoa; Chordata; Actinopteri; Cypriniformes; Danionidae
Source: RefSeq, a predicted model, not a curated record
CGUAAAUAGUGUGAACUGACGGAUCAGGUAAGAGCUGUUAAUUUAUCCUGUCUGCGACACAACAGCAGGUGAAUGAAUGACCGCAACCGAGGCUUUACUUGGUUAUUUUACCCCCAUUGUUGACCUCUACAUCAUGGAAUUAAAGAUGUAAUGUGGAAUAUUCCACUCGGAAUUCUCUGGCUUUGAGUUUUGACGCGUCGCAGACUCUUGUCUGACUUGCAGCAGGGUCUGAGUGUCAGACAUGCUGUCAGGGGAGGAGAUCUUAUGCAGCACCCAGCAGGUGAUCGCGGGGCUGGAGGCUCUUCGUGGAGAGAACCGCACACUUCUGGACAGCCUGCAGGAAACACUCCAGAGCCAGACGUCCAGUGAGAGCAGCCUGGAGCAGGAGAAGACCAGCAUAAUUCUAGAGUCUCUGGAGAGGAUCGAGCUGGGCUUAGGAGAGGCGCAAGUGAUGAUGGCACUGUCGGCACACCUGGGCUCUUUAGAGGCCGAGAAGCAGAAGCUGCGUGCUCAGGUGCGGAGGCUGUGCCAGGAGAACCAGUGGCUACGGGAUGAACUGUCCCGAGCACAGCAGCAGCUGCAGGAGAGAGAGCAGGAGGUGGUGACUUUAGAGGAGCAGAACAGACACCUGCAGUUCAUGAGCAGCAUUCGCAAGUACGACCACGAAGAGACGUCUCUGGAGGAUAAAGAUUCUACUUCAGGAAAGGAGUCCCUUGAUGAUCUCUUUCCUACAGAAGAAGAGGAGCAGACUCACAUGUCUCAGCCACACAGUAGUGCUGCCGCUGCUGCCCAGCAGGGAGGAUAUGAGAUCCCUGCACGACUGCGAACGCUCCACAACCUGGUGAUCCAGUACGCCUCCCAGGGCCGAUAUGAGGUGGCCGUGCCGCUCUGCAAACAAGCUUUAGAGGACCUGGAGAAAUCCUCAGGCCACAGCCAUCCGGAUGUUGCCACCAUGCUCAAUAUCCUGGCUUUAGUGUACAGAGAUCAGAACAAAUACAAAGAAGCUGCCAGUCUCCUAAAUGAUGCAUUGGCCAUCCGUGAGAAGACCCUGGGCAUGGACCAUCCAGCAGUGGCAGCUACUCUAAAUAACCUGGCUGUAUUAUAUGGAAAAAGGGGGAAGUACAAAGAGGCAGAGCCAUUGUGUAAAAGAGCUCUGGAGAUCAGAGAAAAGGUUCUUGGGACGGAUCAUCCCGAUGUAGCGAAGCAGCUAAAUAACUUGGCCCUGCUGUGCCAGAACCAGGGCAAAUACCAGGAGGUGGAGCAGUACUAUGAACGAGCGCUGCACAUUUACCAGAGCCAGCUCGGACCUGAUGAUGCCAAUGUGGCCAAGACCAAGAACAACCUGGCCUCCUGCUACCUCAAGCAGGGAAAAUACAGACAAGCUGAGGCUCUUUAUAAAGAGAUUCUGACUCGAGCUCAUGAGAAGGAGUUUGGCUCAGUGGAGGGAGAUGGACGGCCUGUCUGGAUACAUACCGAAGAGGGAAGCUCUAGACCGGACGGUCUGGGAAACCUGAAGCGCAGCGGAUCAUUUACUAAACUUCGAGAGUCCAUACGACGAAGCAGCGAAAAACUAGUUCGGAAGCUAAAAGGAGUCGGAACACAAGAAACAACCCCUCGAGCUGUUGGGAUGAAAAGAGCCAAUUCUCUCAAUGUGCUUAAUGUGGGUGUCAAAGACAAUCAAGAGGCUGCUAUGAUGCCCAAGAGGCUGACAGACGCUCGGGGUCUGAGUUCCAGCACACAGAGUUUGGCUCGUCGAGCGUCUCUGACCGGAGACAGUUAACCUUCAGCCACAUCAGCUUCAGGAUCUACCACAUCUCACUGGUCUGUAAUGACUGCAGAUCAUAUUUGAUAAUGAUAUGAGAAAUAGUGUGUGUGAUCGAUUCAGAACUCCCUGAAACACACAUUUAAUUGCAGUCCGUCAAAGCACACUUCGACAUAUUUCAAAAAAAGAAAAGAUUUUUUACGUGGUUAAAACAUUUGAAAUAAAUUUGGUCUACUUAUUUUUUUUAAACCAGUUGCAAUAUAAAGUGUGACAAAAUGAUAACCUUUUACAUUCCAGAUCUAUCAGACUACUUAAUAUGACUUAAUAUUUAUCAUUUUUGUAAAAGAGCAGGCAGGAUGUAUGUUUGGUCAAGGUGUGGUCACAUUUAUUCUUGCUUGACGAAUGCUGCGAUUCAGUUCGCAUACUAUCCAUCCUAAAUAGUAUUUGAAAAUAGAAUUAGAAUGUACCAAAGCGUAGUACGUUGAAAAGAGUAUGGCAAAGUUCCCGGGUUUUAAAAGCGUCCAUACUAUGAUCGCUGAUAUUUCCCACAGCAUAUUGCAUGUUGGAUGUGAAUUUGUGACUUCUGUGAGUAAUGAUAAUGGAUGCGACCACAUCUUGACAGUUGACAUCUUACUUUGAGUGUUAAAGCAGGAUGUGAAAUACAUCUCUCAUGCCAUCUUGAAUUUCAAUAUCAGAUUCAGUUGCACUUAAAUCUCCAAAUUGCUUCUAGAUGCACCUUAAUCCAAUCAUUUCCCAAUGCUAACAUGAAGUUACAUAACAAGAUAAAUUCAGUUUGUUUCUUCUUGAGCUCAUCAAACGUUUGCCUAUAAAAUAAGGGAUUUUUUAUUUAUUUCAAACAGAUAUUGUGUAUAUAUUGUGUUUUAGUACUGAAUAGGGUGGAUUUUAUAUAUAAGCAGAAUUACGGAGUACAAGAACAAUGUACAGUAUGUUACUCCAGGUAAUGGAAGUAGUUGUUAAGAGGUGUUUUUGCACCUAGAAAUCAAUGGGCUGCUACAUCAUCUUAACAGUUGUACAUUUACAUAUGGUUGUUACAUAAUUAUGUGCUUUCAGACUGUAUUUAUAUACUAAUUGUUGCUGAUGAACCAAAUAAAAUUCUUCUACCUCUCUUAAAAUCUAAAA